AUUCGUUCGUCUCUCGCGCUCUGUAUAUAAAUGUAUAAAAAGCUAUACGCAUACCAAACAAUCACAUAAAAUGCUCGCAGCUUGCGGAAUUUAUAGACAUCAAACAUCAAGCGCGUUAUAGAGAAAAAAAACAAAAACAAAAUUAACAUUAUGACUAGGCAAGAAAAGUGAAUCAACAAUUUCGACAAUGACAUGAGCUUACAUUAUCUUGCAUAAUAAAGUAAUAAUAAUAAACUACCAUAAUAACAUUAAUAAUAAGAAAAUAUAUAAUUUAAAACAACAAAAUGCACGUGUAUUACAAAUUUGGAUUACUUUUAAUAUUUCUGCUGAGCGUAAGCAUUAGUUAUACGGCACCAGCGGAGAACAGCGAAAAUAGCAAGAGCAAAAGCAUCGACGAUAAUUACGACUACGACUAUGAUGAUGAUGAUGAUUAUAAUGAGAGCAACAGUCCAGAGAUUGCCGCCAAUCGUCAAUCGGAUUCAACAUCAUCGACAACAACAACAACGUUUCGUCCUAUAUUUACCAUUCCCCGUCGCAGCAGCCACGUGUUAGAGCCAAGCUGUCCAAGGAGCUGUCUCUGCUUGGAGGACUUUAAGUAUGUCCAGUGCAUCAAUGCCCAACUCACUCAUGUGCCAUUGGAUUUGCCAAAGACGGCAGCAAUCGUUGACUUGAGUCACAAUGACAUUGCCGAGUUGCGUGCCGAAGACUUUUCUGGCUUGGCUAAAUUGGUGGAAAUCAAUUUAAGUUACAAUCUGCUCAAGCAAGUUGACAAGGAGGUUUUCAAUGGUUUGGAUCGUUUACGCCGCCUACGCUUGACCAAUAAUCACUUAACAACCAUCGAUCCUGACACCUUUGCAGGCGCCACAGAUUUGGCGCUUUUGGAUUUGAGCAACAAUACGAUUGUACAGCGCACGGAUGGCUCUUUGUUCAAUCAGCCCAGCUUGACAGAGUUCACAUGCUUUAACUGCAACUGGACGGGCUUGCCGGAGCAGAUAUUCUCAAACUUGAGCGGAUUGACUUCACUGCGUUUGGAUAACAACGAUUUCAAACGACAAAUCGAUACGAAAGCUUUCACGCCGCUCAAGAACAUAGUUAAACUGAAGCUGCCCGAAUUGAAUCAAACAAAAAUUGAAGAGCUGUGCCAAUUACUCAACACGAUUGAUAUCAUCAGCUUCAAGCAUUUCGAUAUCAGUUGCUUUGAGCGCGUGCUCGGCAAAUCGUUCAACGACAGCAUCAUCUGGGCCACCGAUUCACCGACCUCUAAGCUUGCCACGGCGUUGCCCAGCACACCGAAGCCAACCGCGCUCCUGCCACCACGCACAGCAGCCAAUCGCAAGCCUCACAAUAAACACAUGGCCAGCAACGAGACGACGGCAACUGUAGCCAAGGCGGGCAUCAUGACUGAAACAGAGAAAAGCACCAGCAAAGACACAGAGAGCUCAUCCAACCAAGUGGCCAUCGACCCGGAAACCAUCAACACGCUACUCAUCUGCAUCAUUGUGCUAGCCGUCGUGGGCAUCGCCGUGGGUUUAAUCUGUCGCAAAGAUAUCGGUGGCAUUAAGACAAAAUGCUGCCGCACCAGCAAACCAGAGCCAAAGGAUCAGGUGCAUCCCACUGAGGAGAUACCGUUAAAUAAGCUAGCCUAAGACGCACGCUCGCUGCCUUACACAACAAAUAUAAUAAUUAUCAAUCCAUUUACAAUUCGGGACAGCAAAAUUCCAGCAGCAUUUUUGCCAUUGAGCAUUGUAGUUUUUUGGAGAAUUGUAGAUGAUCUUAGUUAGUCACUUAGUUUAAGUCGCCUAGUCGAUUAGUCCUCUGUUAUAUAGAACAUCCCACACUACUCCAACUUGUCCCCAUUCACCCUUCGUUUUGGUCCCAAGAACAAACAUAUAACUAUUAUAUAUAUUAUUCUAUGGUUACGUUUGGAGCACACAUCAUAUUGUUAAUUGACCUAAAUGUUAGCUGUCGUACUCUUAAUAUAUAGACACUUUGCCAAUUUAUACAAUAAACAUUAAUUAUUGUAAAUAGCAUAAAGAAA
Messenger RNA from Drosophila albomicans, 2038 nucleotides. RefSeq names its product leucine-rich repeat and transmembrane domain-containing protein 2. NCBI's taxonomy places the organism in Eukaryota, Metazoa, Arthropoda, Insecta, Diptera, Drosophilidae. The record is from RefSeq and is a predicted model, not a curated record. The transcript has 8 exons. Gene Ontology annotation, molecular function: protein binding. The coding region runs from base 285 to 1646 and encodes 453 amino acids.